Penicillium canariense is the source of this 993-nucleotide messenger RNA. RefSeq lists its product as uncharacterized. NCBI's taxonomy places the organism in Eukaryota, Fungi, Ascomycota, Eurotiomycetes, Eurotiales, Aspergillaceae. The coding region runs from base 1 to 993 and encodes 330 amino acids. The record is from RefSeq and is a predicted model, not a curated record. The transcript has a single exon.
AUGUUGAACACAGCUGAUUCUUUUGGUCACAUCAGCGGCAUCUUCAAGCUUCUAAACUGGACCCAACAAGCCGAUAAUGCUUUCUUUCGGGAGCAUGGGGCUGCCUCCAUUGAGAGCUUUGAUGUUCUCGCAAACAAAUCAUCGGAACUCUCACACUGGACACACGAUACAAUUCCUGUUACCUGUCAUUCACACAAUGACCAUGGACAUCGCAUCUUAUUACAAUCCGCGAUCUCUUCAGGGUGCAUAAGCAUUGAAAUGACCCUUUUCCCUGCUGGAAAUGAGCUUUUGAUUGGACCGAAUCCCGAUAUGCUGUCACGAGCAAUCAAUCUCCGGACCCUCUACGUUGAUCCUCUACUGAGGAUGCUUCGAGAGAAUAACCAGAAGCUAGAAAAUCUACCCCCUGGACCAUUUCCACAUGAUAACGGGCUUUCAGGCGUGUUUCCAGAUGAUCCCACCCAAACACUUGUAUUGCUAAUGGACUUUGGCGAUGACCCGGAGCGGGUAUGGUCUCUACUUAUUCCACACAUUGAGCCUCUGCGAGAGGCCGGUUUCCUGACCCAAUUCAAUAGAUCAGUUACUAUACAAGGUCCGAUCACAAUCGUUGCCACCGGCAAUGUACCAUUCCAUCGGAUCUUGGAACGGAGCACCUCCAGAGACGUCUUCUUCGAUGCUCCACUCUUGCAACUCUUGCCAUCGUACGAUCAAAAGAUUCUGCAAAAUUCCGACUACAGCGCUCGAAACAGCUACUAUGCAUUCGCUGACUUCCACGCAGCAAUAGGGACUGUGGGUUGUAAUGGAUUUUCAGACAAGCAGCUCGCCGAUCUUCGUCAACAGGUACAAAUAGCUCAUGGCCUUGGCCUUAAAGUCCGAUAUGGGGGUACGCCACAUUGGCCUCGCAAGUUGCGAAACUAUGUGCGAUGCAUACUCGCCCGCGAAGGUGUGGAUAUCAUCACUGUUGAUGAAUUAAGCCAUCGGCCUCAAGGGAACUGA